This is a messenger RNA of Chilo suppressalis (striped riceborer), 5366 nucleotides long. Lineage: Eukaryota; Metazoa; Arthropoda; Insecta; Lepidoptera; Crambidae. The record is from the annotation of a GenBank genome assembly.
CGAGAAACAAGUCAAUCUUCAAUUUCUUCCUGCCAAUCCAGCAAAAUCAAACAAAAAUACACAACUACCUAGCUAUACAAGAAAGUACAACCAUUCUGAAGUUUCAUAAUAAUCAGGUAUUGAUUCGAAUCUUAACGGCAGACACUAAAUUUAAACGAGAUACUUUAAGCAUACGUGACUUUCAAGUUCUUCAUGUUCGAUAAUCGAAGUUUCCACAUUUGCAUACGUAAUGGUCUCGCAACGACGAGAUAAUGGACAGUUCUACAUAGUACCAACACGCUCAGUAGUUUCUUGAAAACUGCAAAUCACCAAUUAGUUCUGUUUUAAAAUUAUAACUACCCUGAUCCUUUAUUGUGGAAUCUUACGCAUUGAACUGACACGAUUAGUCAUGUUCAUGAUUCAUAUUAUUAAAGGAAUUGAAAAAAUAUCGUCAAAAGGAAUUCUUGAGGUUCGAUAAGUCAUUACCUACAACUUCCUUUGUUGUUGCUGAUUUACAAAGAAUGUGUAGUAGGUAAGUAGGUAACUGCGAAAUGAAACACUUUUAUUUAUCAUCAUCAUCAUCAGCUUUUUAAUAUUGCCACUGCUGGAGCAGGCAUUCCAAAUGGAUGGAAUAGGAAGGAUAGCCAUGAUUCCCCACGAAGGCUCAGUGCGGACAAGUUAGUUAUAAUAAAUUAUUGAAAACUUAAUUUUGAAGAUUUUAGUUAUAUAUCUACUGAUACUUCGAACAUCAAUAAAAAUCAAACGUUCUACUAAAAAAACUGUUUUAUCAAUAGAAGCAUACGUGUUUUGUGGAGUGUGAAUACUGUGGACUAAUAUUAAUGCAAAGCCGAUCACUUCUAACGUCAAACGCAACUUCUUCAACCCUCCAGCCAUCGAUUGUGCCAAUUUAAUAAAAAUCCUAUUCCAAUUAAUCCCAUUGAAACGGUGUGACGAAUACUCACUGGUCAUGAAUCACGCGCACUCCAGUGCACCCAUACGAGUCGUGCAGAUAAGGAGGGUGGGCUUAUGAAGCCCGACGGCCGUGGGUUUUCAAUUUCCGCUGCCUCCCUCCGACGACCCCAGUGUACCCCCUCGCCCGGGGUAAUGUUAAUAAAAACGAAACGCUGAAUAUUUAUCCAUGGAAUGCUGCGCCUGGUGGAUCUAAAGGGUUGUCGACUCUGCAAAGUUUGAUGUUUCCUAUUCGAGUUGGGUAUUUUGGUGAAACACAGUGAUUGAAUUCUGGCCUUUACUUUAAUCUGCUUAUUCCUUUUUAUAUUCCUUUUUGCUUUCAUUACAACUUUUGUAUAUUUUGUUUUUUUUUACCGACUUCAAAAAAGAGGAGAUUCUCAAUUUGUCAGUAUAAUAGUUUUUUUAUCAUGUUUCGCACAUGUCCUAUAUUUGUGUCGAACUUUUUUGUUUGGAUGAUUUGUAACAGAAUUUUUCCAUAUUAUUUUAAGAUGAUCUGAGGAGUACUUUCGAAGACAAACAAUGUAACUCCUCAAUUAGAAACAAUACAAAUAUUGUGUUUGGUAAUUUUAAGAAAAUUCAAGAGGGAAUACAGGUUAUGUUAGUUCAUGUUGCGCCAAUGUGGCUUAUAAAGGGAGAAAAAUUAAAACCAACUUCAUAAACAGAAAUCCACCAAAAAGUAAUUUGUAAGGGAAAGACAAAGAAGAAAUACAAGGAUGAAAUCAUUUAAAGAACUCCAAAAACAAAAAGCGAACCAAACUUAUUUAAAAAUCAACUUCUUUGACUUCUUCUUCUUACUUUUUCAAUAUAAUAUCAAUUUAUGGGGAAAAGUAAAUAUUUUAUAUCGAAAAAAUUGAGCCUGUUUGGAACAUAUGAAGUGUGGGAAGGUCGCUUUCGCUGACGGUUUCAGUACAGAUACAGAAAAACCUGGAUUGCAGUGUGUAAUGGUGUUUGGUGAUGUUCAUUAGUGCUACUACUGAUCAUUAAUGAAGAAAACCCUUAUCAGCUGAUUUAUACUCAGAUAUCGAACCGCCGCCGCUGCUGCGCUGUUUGCGAGCACGUAGCGCGCUCUAUCGGCAUUUAGCGGAGUGAGAGACGCACGGGUCGCGCGGGGCAGGGCUGCCUCCCCCUUCUUCAGUUCUCCUGCAACUUCGUAAACGGUGGACGUGUCGCUGCGUGCUACGGAAAAGGAUCGUUCGCGCGGCAACUUUUGACUGUGACAGUGCACGAAGUGUGAAGUGACAAAGAAUGUAUACCGGAUUGCAGUGCCGCAAUAAUUGGAUGCAGUGAUUAUUGGAUCACACAAAUCGGAUUGCAGUGUUUUCUUGGAUUUUGUGUAUAUUUUAAACCUUCCAAACUGGGGAUGCACAAGAUGGAGCUCGGCGACAGCGUAUACGCCGCUGAGCGUAUAAUGAAGAAAAGAAUUAGAAAGAACAAAGUGGAGUACUACGUGAAAUGGAAAGGGUGGAAGCCAAAACACAACACCUGGGAACCGGAGGAGAACAUACUCGACCCGCGGUUGAUCCAGAGCUUCGAGCGAGGCGAGGAGAUGAGGCGGCAAGGUCGAAAGCGGGAGCGGGAACAUUCGCCUUUGGAACGCGCCCGCAGCGGUUCCGAGGAACGCCAUCCGCCGCCCGGCAAGCGCAAGGCCGAGGUGCUCUCCCGGGAAUCAGGCAAGAUCGGGGUUACCAUAACGAUGAGUCCUCCGGCCAAACGCCACGACUCCACCAAACUCAACGGAGUGAGGACUCCUCAUAGCGCUCAACCUCCACCACCCGCGGCGCCGCCGGGUGGAGCUGCCGCCCCGGCCUCCCCAGCCGCGGAAGCCGCCGCACCGAGAACAGGUCCGAGAAGGGCACCGCACUCCCCUGAAGAAGCCGACCCUCACAUGCCUCCCGAACGAGAGAGACGCACUGACUCGCAGCCUACGGCGACUGCGCCGGCUGAACCCAAAGGCGCUCGACCACCUCCCCCUGCACCGCAACCCGAAGACGAGGACUCAUGGGGCGAAGCGCCUGCGAUCCCUCCACCUCCGCCGCCACCGCAACCCCCCCGCCGAAGUGCCGCCUAUUGGAUGGCGCGCUCCCCUGUCGCUGACCAAAUCUUCAUCACGGACGUGACUGUCAACCUUCAAACUGUGACCAUUAGAGAGUGUCGCACCGAAAAGGGUUUCUUCAGAUCUCGAGGACCCAGGCCACAUGAUAUCACGUAAGACAUGAAAGAUGUGAGAACAAUAAUGUACAGUUGUAGAUAGCUAGAACUCGUAUUUAUUUUGUUUAUUUUCCUGGUGGAUGUGUCAAUCAAGACCUAGCAUUGUGAAAACAGAAUUCCUCAAAUAUAGGCAUAAGAAAAAGUGGUUGCUGUGUAGUGUGUACACAAUCCACUCCAAAUUAUUCCAUCUAGUGAACAGGAUCACUGUGGCAUGGCGGUGUGAAGUGUCUUGGUUUUACCAAAACAAAAUAUUGUGGUCAAUUGUUAAAGUAAGAUAUACCUAACUACUUUAUUAUUUGUUGAAAGUAUUGAAUAAAAUAUUGUUUGGUAAUACAUUUAAACAGGCGCUGCCCUUUAUUAUAUUUUUGUAAAGCUAUCAAAUUAGUUUAUGAGUAAUGAAUAAGGUGUAUAGCCAAGGGGUUUUUGUAACUUGGUUAUUUUGUUGCGGCCGGGUUGUUUGAUACAUAGUUAAAUGUAACUAAAGUUAAAAAUACUAUAGAAAAAAUAACCAUUUGUGUAAAUUUUCGCAUUCUACUAUGUUUUUGAGGUAACAUUGACUUUAUAAUAGUCAAAUUUAACUAUGUAUCAAACAAUAUGUAUUGAUAGAGGUUUCAUAGAAGCACCGAAAUAAAUAAUUCUAGGCCCUGUGCACCGGUAUUCUAGAUGCGUACAAAUACAAUAAAUAUUUUUAUAUCUUCAUAUUUAUUCCGCAUACGAUAUUUCUUAAGAUAGAUAAAGAAAAAGCUGUACUUGCUCAUGAAAAAUUUGCGGCACUGAAGUUAGCCACGAGUAGAAGCGGACAAAUUUGACACAGGAAUAUUUGGCACAGAUUCUGGCUAUCUUCCGAGCCGGAAUCUUCAAUGGUCUCUAAACAGUGCAAUGUUUCCCCCUAUCAAGUGAGCUUACUAUGUAUUUGACAGAAACCAUCUGAAUGUACGAAUCUCUCCCAAACCUUAUUUUUAUUGAAGAAAAUAACACUGUAUUAUUCACAUUUCCUUUUAUUAUUGUUGUUGUUAUUUAUAUGAAUUUGUUUAGCAUCCCAUUGUCCUGUAAGUUGUUUAUAUUUUGUCUGUAAUAAACAAAUUUAUGUAAUAACUUGUUUAAACCUCAGAAUAAUUUACUGACUUUUUUCAAGAGUUUGGUUAUUGAAUACAAGAAAUGAGUACAAAUGAAAUUUUACUAUACUAGGUACCUAUGUAGUUGUUUUAAGUCAUUACAUUAACUAACGAAAGACUAUGUACAUAAAAAAUUACUAUGACUAUCUGGACGUAGCUAUGCAAACUGGAUUCAUCAUAAUAGGGAUGAUGACUAUUUCUUUUUUCUUCGUUUAUCAGGUAGAUAGAUUAUCACAAAGUAUUGGACACGUAUUUUUUCUUUUUUCACAUAAUAUAAACAUUGCAGAGACAUAUUGAUUUGAAAAGUCGCAUGACGCACGUUUUGGUACAAUUUUCACUUAAGUGACGUCACGAGCCCCUACUCCCAAACUUUGACGCGCUAUAACUUUGUCAUUUUUGGUUGAUUGCCCAAAGAAAAAAUACGUGUCCAUUUUUUUGAUCAUCUAACUGACGGACUAAAUAGAAUUUCGUUUACUGUACUCCCUCAUCACCUCUAUUCUAUUAAGGAUAAAUAAUUUUGAUUCUGGAAAUAUUAACUUCUUAAGUAUUUUUUAUAAUAAUUUAUGUUUUGAUUCAAAUUGCUAUGACUUAUAUAAGUAAAUACAAUGUUAUAAUUUGAUAGAUUUAUCAAAUAAGUACCUAAGUGGAUCCGCUUUGUAUAACUUCAUGCAAUUGCUAUUGAAAAUUUAGCUUAAGUGAAUCUCCUCCAUGUAUGUACUGUGUUAGCCAAAAAUCAAACUCUUGAAGUACAGUAUAAUUUUUAUUAUUUAUAAUGAUGGUUUAUAAAAUGAACUGAUUGUUUCCUGUACAUUUAAUACAAGCUAAUAAGUUAUUUUAAACUAUUUUAGUUUUAAUGUGAUUUCGGACACAUGAUUUGUGUUCCUUGAUUUUAUUGUUAUUUAGUUCCUGUAUUGAUAGAAAAGUGAUAAUUUUUUAUGAUAAAGUGGAGCUGUUCAGUUGUAAUUGCAUUUUGUGUCAGAAAAAUGGUGACACUGUAUAUAAUUGUACAUAGUUUUUAGAUAGUAGAACACACGUUUUUUAUAAUGUGAUAGUCCCCUCACAUUGUAGUCUGUAAAUAAAUGAGAAUGUAUUAGA